Molecule: messenger RNA, 528 nt
Organism: Pelobates cultripes (western spadefoot toad)
Lineage: Eukaryota; Metazoa; Chordata; Amphibia; Anura; Pelobatidae
Source: the annotation of a GenBank genome assembly
AUGAUCUCUUUAGGAGCUGUAAUAAUAUUAAUUCUCUGUAAGUACCACCGGCUAUAGAACACAGCUGUGUGUUAUUAUUUUAUUACAAUAUUUGUGGUGAAUAUCUUUCCAGGCAUUUAAAAGUAACUGUUGACAUCUGCAUUACAUUUAUGUAUUAAUGUACUUUGUUUUAUUCAUGUGAUUUCUAAGAAAAUGUGUCUUUAUGUUUUAGGUUCAUCUUGCAGUUCAAAUAUUAUCCAGACACCCAAUGAGGAUGUUUUAGCAGGAAAAGAUGUUAACCUCACCUGUGAACACCCCUCUCUUACUACUGGUGACUAUAUUCACUGGUACAAAAUGGUCCCUGGUCAGGGACUCAGAUUCCUAAUUAGUGGAUUCAAGCUAACUGCAAAUGCUGAAUAUAAACUGGUAUUUGCUGAAGACAGAAAGUCCAGCGUUCUCCUUAUGCAGAACAUCAGACCUGAGCAGACUGCAGUGUAUCUCUGUGCUUCAAGUGACACAGUGCUACAGACAAACUUACAGCCUGUAUAA